This is a messenger RNA of Talaromyces proteolyticus, 2925 nucleotides long. RefSeq names its product NACHT domain protein. The coding region runs from base 1 to 2925 and encodes 974 amino acids. Gene Ontology annotation, molecular function: ATP hydrolysis activity; protein binding. NCBI's taxonomy places the organism in Eukaryota, Fungi, Ascomycota, Eurotiomycetes, Eurotiales, Trichocomaceae. The transcript has 2 exons. The record is from RefSeq and is a predicted model, not a curated record.
AUGGCAGUAUCCUUAGCGACCUUUGGCAAAUGUAAGCCAGAAAUUCAGCUAGCGCAAGCCAUCUCCGAAUACGAAGCUGUUCUUUCCACCGAUGAAAAGACUUCGCUUCGCCAUCUCAAAGCUAGACACCAAGACCACUCUGCAGAUGCAAUCGAUGUAAUCCGCUUAACGGCGGAGAUAGACCAAAUCUCGCAAAUCGGUAGGAGGUGUGUUGGAACGCGCUUCGCUAAUGUACUCCAUGCCAUCCAAGCAUUCGCAGCUAUUGGCGACGUUGUCGUUGGGGGCACCCAGAAUAUGAUGGCGAGCGGGCUGUGGGCAUUAGUACGAUUUACUCUUCAGAUAGCAACAAACCAUUUCUCCUUCUUAGAAAAGUUCUCGGAGCUUUUCAUGAACAUCGGCCGUUCAGCACCCCGCUAUCAAAACCUAGGUUUGCUGUAUCCUCACUCCUCUACUCUGCAGCGCAGUAUUUGUGAAUACUUCACCAACCUUGUGCAACUAUGCACCAAAGCUGUGCAAAUUACGCGCAAAAGAGAUCUGAAUCCGUUAGGGAUCAAAAUAUUUCGAUCAUUCGAUUCUGAGUUUGGCGGAUUUCUUGUCAAGCUUGAGGCUCUUGGAAAUGAGAUUAAAGAAGAAGUCGCGUUCCUGUCUGCAAAGACUCAACAGGAUGAAGUUCGCCAGAACUAUUUAUUUCGUUCGCUUCUUUUGAAUAAGAUUGACAAGAGUGACAGAUCGCGACGCAACUUGGCUAUUAAAUUGGCUCUGCUUGACAGAUGCUCUAAAUAUGAUUACGGAUCGACCUGGCGACAGAUCAGAAAGAAUGGAAACUCAUCCUGGAUACGUCAAGCUCCUGAGUAUGUGGAAUGGAGAGGUGACUCAAAGGGAGGGACUGUCUUAACAUGUUUUGGCAAGCUGGGAUCUGGUAAAAGUGUACUCGCAGCAAAUAUAACAGAGGACUUGAUUACGCACGUCCCAAAGGGAACGACUGCUUAUUUCUUCUGCAGAUACGAUAUCGCCCAGUCUCUGAAGGCAAGGACUAUUAUCGGCUCUCUGAUCCGGCAGCUAGUAGAACCAGUUGACCCAGAGGAUGGAUUAGAUUCUAUGUCGCUAUGGACAGACGAAACUCAGACACAUUCCUUUGGUCUUGAUGAGCUUGUUCACUUAUUCCGGGAAUUUGAAUCGAAUGUACUGAAAAAUAGAAUCGUCUAUCUUAUCAUUGAUGGCCUUGACGAUUGCGAGCAGAGUGAGAUGAAAAUAUUGUUCGAGUUUCUCCAAACGCUUGCUGAAGGAAACUCGAUUAAAUUAUUCUUGACGACGCGAUCGGAGCUGGAGCCGACCGCGGCUUUUAUAAAUGAGUAUUUCCCUCAACAAUUCAAGCUUAACACAUCAUCUCUGACAGAUGAGAUCAACGAUUAUAUCCACAACAAGCUUGAUCAAUGUCUAAAAUCCUGUGCUCUUCGCCUAGCUAAUCCUGCAAUCAUCAUUGAAAUACAGGACACAUUGAAAGCGAAUGCUCGAGGAAUGUUCCUCUGGGUUGUACUUCAAAUUGACAGCUUAUGCGACGAAGAAUCAGACGACGCCAUUUUGACUGCCUUACGAGAUAUGCCACCAGACUUGCCAGCGGUGUACGAUCGUAUUCUACAAAAGAACUCGCGAUCAAAAUACAGAAACAAUAUUUUCCAACUAGUUUCCUCAGCAUAUCGGCCAUUGACUUUAUGGGAGCUUCGAGAAGCUCUCAGUGUGGUUCCCGGUGAGAAUACCAUGGACACAACCAAGUUUGUCAACGACAUACGGAAAACAGUAUCCUGCUGUGGCGGACUGCUGGAGCUGAACGAGGAAGCACUGACUGUACACUUUGUCCACCCGUCAGCGAAACAGCACCUUCUUUUCCCGGACGUGGAGAGUAGUGCUAGAAACAGUACUCCAAUCUGCUUCAGUAAACAAGAAGCAGACAUGCUCAUGGGCAAAAUUUGUGUGACAUACCUCAGUUGGAAUGUCUUUGAAACCCGGCUUGCAACGCUACCCACGCCAUGGCAAAUAAAUGGCUCCAGUACGGUAUCAGCCGCCAUGAAUUCGACUUCUCAAAAUGCUAGUGUCGCGAAGGUUGCCCGAGAAAUUCUUAGAAAGAGAAGGCAAUCAUCUUCAUCACGCUUUUCCUCCUUUGACCUCAAGCAUGCCUUGAUGAAUGUGCAAUCAGGAACGAGCAAUGAACGACCUCCCCAAGACUUCCUUUUCUUGCCGUAUGCAAAGAAGUAUUGGCUACAUCAUACCAAAUAUUUCACAGAAUCAAUGGGAAAGGUCUGGAUUUUAUGGAAAAACCUAAUUGAUAGUCCUCCAUCAAUCAUCGGCGACUUGCCGUGGAACAUUUCUCCUUGGCUCGAUCAUAGAGACCCUGUUCAGCGGAGGAUGGCAUGGGCUUCGAACUAUGUUCACCAUUCUCUACUCUUUCAAAUUGUACUCGAACAUAGAGAAGUAUUUUUGAAGGCAAUUGAAGCUAUUGACGAAGCGGCGCUGGAUUAUCAAUUGAAAGGAGACUGGGCCAAGGCGGCAGAGUUGCGCCAGAUGAUUGUCAUUCGUAUGGAACGAAUACGUACUCUAGUACGACUCGAUUUUAUGAGGGCUAUGUGGGAUCUGGCAUUGUCGUACCAAGCUUGCGAAGCCCAUGAGAAAGCCAAGGAGUUGCUGACAAAAUUCCUGCUUGGAUUGAAAGGGCCAGACAGACCUGUGGUUCAACAUAUAUUAGAUUCGUCAAUGGCAUUUCAGAGGGCACGAAAUAAUAUCCGCCACAGGGAGAUCGCUGAACAACUUUUGAAUAAAACACUUUCGUUCAGUCGGGAAUUCCUGGGCGAAAAUAAUUUUAACACGUUAAGCCUGUUGCAUGAUGUUGAGCAUUUUGGAGACCGGCGUGCUAAAAAUUUAGCACUUUAG